Lycium ferocissimum is the source of this 2017-nucleotide messenger RNA. Its product is annotated as 7-deoxyloganetic acid glucosyl transferase-like. The record is from RefSeq and is a predicted model, not a curated record. NCBI's taxonomy places the organism in Eukaryota, Viridiplantae, Streptophyta, Magnoliopsida, Solanales, Solanaceae. Gene Ontology annotation, molecular function: UDP-glycosyltransferase activity. The coding region runs from base 224 to 1666 and encodes 480 amino acids. The transcript is spliced from 3 exons.
UGCCACUGCCCACUCAGCUGCCCAAAGAAAAAGGAAAAGCACUAAUUCAUUUGUCAUAGAUCACAAUGCAGAACAGUAACCUCAUAUUAUUAUAUUCACAAUACAGGCUUCUAAAUUCAACCAACUUGACAAAUAUAUGAACGCCACACAUAACUCUAUGCAGUCAAUAGGAAAAGCAUCAAUACUCUAAGGUCCAAAAAUUCCACAAACCAAACAGACCACCAUGGAUGAACAACAACCUCUUCCUCCUCAUGUACUCAUCUUCCCCUUACCUUUACAAGGCCCUGUAAACUCCAUGUUCAAACUUGCUCAACUCCUUUGUUUCUCAGGUCUGCACGUCACUCUUCUCCUCACUGAAAACAUCCACAAUCGCCUCGUUCUUCACACGAAUAUAAGUUCAAGAUUUGACCAAUUUCCUGGUUUUCAAAUCAAGACUAUUUCUGAUGGACUUCCAGAAGAUCACCCUCGUGAAAGAAGCAAGUUUUUGGAGCUCUUUGACUCUUUAAAGCUUAAAACAAAGCCUUUGUUUAAAGAUAUGUUGACUUCUGGUUUGUUCUGUUCUGAUGGAAAAAGAAGGCCGGUUAGUUGUAUUAUUGCUGAUGGAGUUUUGGGAUUUACUUGUGAUGUUGCUGAUGAAAUUGGUUUGCCGAUUUUCUGUGUUCGAACUAUUAGUCCGUGUUGUCUUUGGAUCUUCUUUUGCCUUCCUAAGCUCAUUGAAUCUGGAGAAUAUCCGUUCAAAGAUGAUGACUUGGAUGAACCAAUCAAGAGUGUGCCCGGAGCUGAAACAUUUCUCCGGCGACGUGAUCUACCGUCAUAUUGCCGAUCAGGCAAUCUGACAGACUCAAGUAUCCAACUCUACAAAACAGAAGGUCAAGAAAAUUCACGUGCUUAUGGCCUAAUACUCAACACAUUCGAAGAACUAGAUGGACCAAUUCUCAAUCAAAUGCGAACUAUUUGUCCAAAUCUCUACCCCAUUGGACCCCUCCAUGCGAAUCUGAAGAACAAACUAUCUGAACAAAAAACUGCAUUUGGUCAAUCUUCAAACAGUUUAUGGCCAGAAGACAGAAGUUGCAUUAAUUGGCUAAGCAAUCAGCUACCGAAAUCAGUGAUUUACGUGAGCUUUGGGAGUAUCGCAACAAUGACGAAUGAACAAAUGAUGGAGUUUUGGUACGGUUUGGUUAAUAGUGGGCAAAGAUUUUUGUGGGUGAUUCGGCCGGAUUCCGUCGCCGGUGAUGACUGGAAAAACAAGAUCCCGGCGGACUUAGCGGAGGGUACCAAAGAAAGAGGAUAUAUUGUGGGGUGGGCCCCACAAGAGGAAGUAUUGGCCCAUCCUGCUGUGGGCGGGUUCUGGACUCACUGUGGAUGGAAUUCGAUUGUGGAAAGUGUGUAUGAAGGUAAGCCUAUGGUUUGUUGGCCUUAUUUUAUGGACCAACAAGUGAAUAGUAGGUUUGUGGAAGCAGUUUGGCGACUUGGGCUUGAUAUGAAGGAUACAUGUGAUAGGGAAAUUGUAGAGAAAAUGGUGAAGGAUUUGAUGGUAGUGAGAAAAGAUGAGUUCUUGGAAAGAGCAAAUCAUAUGUCUAAAUUAGCUAAGGAUUGCUUGAGGGAAGGUGGAUCAUCUUAUUCUAAUUUUGGACGUCUUGUGAAGGACAUUAAAUCUUUUAAGUGACAAGGUUUAAUCAUCGCUGAGAUGACAGUCCGUCCUUCUUCAAAGAAAUAAAAGUCACACAACCCAUCAUGAUAGAGAUAAAAGUCACACGACUCUUGAAGAUAGAGACUUCAGUUAUUGUUAGCUAGAAUCGCUAGGCGAGCCAAAUUACAAAAGAGGAAACUUAUUCUCUUUUGUUACUGAUCUUCUUCCCUUGAUUGAUAUUUUAGGUCCAAGAGGACUCUUUUAAUCUUGCUUUAAAGGACCGAAUGCUUUUGAAGUUGUGUUUUCUCCACUUAGGAUAUACAUAUAUGCACAUUCGACACAACCAUAGUUUGUGAUCUAGACGAUAUUUUGUUUGUGGUUUGCGUU